AUGGCGGCGAUUUCGAAUCUUGCCGGUUGUAGUCACGGCGGCAGCUCAGUCAAUUUUGGAGAGAGGAGGUUAACGUUUCGACCGACUCCCGCAUUGAAGACUCGGAUUUCUUGGCCCUCCAAGAAUCCGUUAGCUGUUGGUCACUUGGGCAAGGGAUAUAAGAAUUCUGGUGUUCGUAUGGCAUUAGUUGAUGAGAAGCUGGCUAGAAGAGGAGAUUUGCCCAAGCCUUCUGACAUCCUGGCAUUUGAUCUUGUUCAAGGAGCACUUGUAAAAUGGAGUUCGGUUACGGACAGGUCAUUACCUGAGCCUCCAACAGCUGUUUUUCUGCAUGGUAUUCUAGGGUGUAGGAAGAACUGGGGAACCUUUACGAGGAGAUUGGCACAAGAAUUUCCAACAUGGCAGUUUCUGUUAGUGGACCUGCGGUGUCAUGGUGAUUCAGCAUCAAUUAAGAAAAGGGGACCCCAUACUGUUUCUUCCACUGCUCUUGAUGUCUUAAAACUAGUUCGACAGCUUAGAUUAACGCCUCGGGUUUUAGUUGGCCACAGUUUUGGAGGGAAAGUUGCCUUAAGCAUGGCAGAGCAAGCUGCAAAGCCUCUUGCACGACCAGUCAGGGUUUGGGUUCUAGAUGCUACACCUGGAAAAGUUCGUCCUGGUGGGGAUGGGGAAGACCAUCCAGAAGAAUUGAUAUCUGUCCUAAGCACACUGCCACAAGAGAUUUCCUCAAAGCGGGAUGUUGUGGAUGUUCUAGUUCGAAAAGGGUUCUCCAAAGAUGUGGCACAGUGGGUGGUUACUAAUCUUCGACCAACUGGUCCUCUUGGUUCAUCACCAUCAACCUUCUCAUGGGUGUUUGAUCUCAAGGGAAUUUCUGAAAUGUAUAAAUCUUAUGAAGAGACAAAUUUAUGGAAAAUUGUUGAAGAUGUGCCUCGAGGUGUCCAUGUGAACUUUUUGAAAGCAGAAAGGAGCUUGCACAGAUGGGCUCUAGAAGAUCUCCAGAGGAUUCAUGCUGCUGAGGAGCUUGCUGCUGAAGAGGCAGCUGGAGUUGAAAUGCAUGUCCUUGAGGAUGCAGGCCACUGGCACAUUCGCACAGCUGCUCAUGUUCAUUCUUCCAUUUUCAGGUCCAUGCAGAUAAUCCAGAUGGGCUCUUUAAGAUUCUUUCCUCUUCUUUCCAGUGAAUCAAAACUUGAGGCAGCUUUAGCAUGGUCUUACUUGAUCAGUUCAGACAUAGCAGCAUUCUACUGA
This is a messenger RNA of Prunus armeniaca (apricot), 1239 nucleotides long. The record is from the annotation of a GenBank genome assembly. NCBI's taxonomy places the organism in Eukaryota, Viridiplantae, Streptophyta, Magnoliopsida, Rosales, Rosaceae.